AUGUUCCGGGCCUUCAAAACUUUGUCCCUCCUUUCUAUCCAUAUCGCCCAAUACUGUGUUGCACAGCAAGUAUCUUGCACUGAUCUAACCUCACAAGCAGGCGAUUCCUCGAGUUUGGCCAUCACAAACGCGACUGAAGUCGCGCCGCAGACCCUUAGCUUUGCGCUGUUCGGGCCUUACACCAACGAGGUCCCACUAUGUCGCGUUCAGGGAAAUGUGAGGUAUGGAUUAAACAAGUCUGAAGGUAUCGAGCUUUGGUUGCCGCCUUCGUCGCUGUGGAAUGGGCGGUAUCUGGUUGUUGGGACCGGGGGUUUCGGAGGCAUCAUCGACUAUGGUACAAUGUUGCAGCAAGUCAAUGCCGGCUAUGCAGUCGCCGGUGGCGACUCUGGACAUUUAUUCUCAGCUAACGGUAACGGCAUCAGUAUGCCUGGUCAGAGCAUCCCCUUCUUGCAGGACCCUGAUGAAACGACUGAAUGGAUCCACAAUUCCGUUGCGUCAAUGACACCGCCGACACGAUCACUGACGAAAAUCUUUUACGGAAGGAGUCCCUCACAUUCCUACUAUGCAGGCUGUUCGACCGGUGGCGCACAAGGCUUCGCCCUCGCCCAAUAUCACCCAGAGCUUUUCGACGGAAUAUUUGCUGGAUCUCCGGGUAAUUGGUAUAGCCACUUGACUCUCAGCUUCCUGUGGAACUAUCUCCAUGCACAAAAGGCCUUUCUGGACCAGGCCACUCUCAAUUUCAUCACAAAUUCGACCCUGAAGAAGUGCGAUAGCCUCGACGGCCUCGAGGAUGGCGUGAUCGGAGAUCCACUCAACUGUCGUUUCAAUAUCUCAGAGAUUGCAUGUGCAGCGGGACAAGCACGUAACAAUAGUAAAGGGAUCCAGUGCGUCACGUCCGCCGAAGUGGCCACUUAUCAAGCAAUCCGAGCCGGUCCGAGCGAAGCUGGCACCGGUAGAAAAGUGUAUCCAGGGUUCGACUUCGGGUCAGAAAGCUCGUGGCUCCUUCAAGAAGCGGAGCUGGCUCUCAACUUCACUAUUCCGAUACUCCAGAAUGCAGUCUUCAAGAAUUUGUCGUACGAAUACAUCUCGUUCAGUUUCACCCCUGCUGAGCUUGAGACUGUCGAUUCCAGGGUUUCGCCUCUCAUUGAUUCUAUUUCCCCCGACCUCCGGGCGUAUAAGAACAGGGGCAAGCUGCUCGUCACCCAAGGUUGGGCGGAUGCAUACAAUGCAGCGACAUGGCCAAUCGAACAUUUUGAGCAGACUUCCGCGUUUCUGUCAUCGAAUGGCAUCGCAGCCGGCAAUGCUUCAGACUUCUAUCGACUGUUCAUGAUUCCUGGGUAUGGGCACUGUGGCCCAGCAUCUGCUUAUCCGCAGGUACCAGGUACCGUCGACACUUUGGGCACGCUGGUGUCCUGGGUCGAGAAGGGUAUUGCACCUGUCGAAAUAAAAAGUACAGGUCCUGCCGAUGGAACCAAUCGGACCAGAAAACUGUGUGCUUGGCCCAGGACUGCGAAACCCAUCCAUUGGAAAAACUUUGUGACAUGUCUGUUCAUUGCCUUUGGACUCUUCACAUACGGAUACUUCACCGGUAUCAUCGCGUCGACCCUCACCAAACCCAAUUUUCUCUUAUACAUGGGCUUGGUUGACGGGGAUGGAAACCCGACUCCGAGCUCGACUGGUCUGGUCGGAGCUACCACGGGCGUCUAUCAGGCUGGUGGACUGAUUGGCACGCUGGCCGCAGGGCUACUCAUGGAUGCGUAUGGACGCAAAAUGGCCUUUUUGAUCCUGUCAGUGAUAGGCGUUAUUGCCCAGGGUAUUUUGGCAGCCUCGCAGAACAUCGGAAUGUUCAUCGCUUUCCGGUUCUUUACUGGCUUCGUCGGCUAUUCCAUGGUUGUCCUGCCCGCUGUCUACACCUCUGAGCUUGCCCCUUCACACCUGCGUGGGUUCUUGACCGGCUUGUGUGGUAUAUGGUGCGCCUUUGGCUUUGCGGUAUCCACUUACUUCGGCACUGCCUUCUAUCACACCGGUGCCAUCGUUCAGUGGCGUGUACCGCUGGCCCUAGGUGUCCUCUGUCCCAUGAUCCAGGUUGUUGGCGGCAUGUUCCUCCCAGAAACACCCAGGUAUCUGUUGGCAAAAGGGAAAGAUGCCGCCGCCCUUGCCGUGACAUUGAAACAACACGCAAUUGGCGGGGGCGAGGAUUUUGCUCGAGCAGAAUUUCUCCAGAUGCAGAAACAGAUGGAACUGGAUCAGCGACUUGACGCAUCGUGGAUCAGCUUCAUCACUAAAGCGGCAGUCCGGAAACGGGGGGUUAUUGUCAUUAUCAUGUCCUUCCUUGGACAGUCAUCUGGCAAUCUGGUCGUCAACAACUAUGGCGGGAUCCUGUACACACGCCUCGGCUAUGCCGUCUAUGAUCAACUGAGCUUCCAGUGUGGCUAUAUCACGACUGCAACGGUCUGCAGCGUUGUUGGCAGCCUUCUCGUCGACAAGAUUGGCAGACGAAAACUGAUGAUGAUCGGACUGAGCGGCUGCGCGCUUUCUCUGACCCUGGAAACGAUCAUUGUCGCCGUGUACGCCGAUGCGGGCACCAAUAAGGCCGCUUUGGGGGUUGGUGUCGCAGCCUUGUGGCUCUUCCAGGGAUCAUACUGCCUGAGCGUGGACAUCUGCUGCUUCGUUAUUUCCGCCGAGCUGUUUCCCAACCAUCUACGGGCCAAGGGUGCAACGAUUUCUUUCUGCUCUUCCGUCCUGACCAAUCUGGUCUUUCUCCAAGCAGCCCCUACCGCCUUUGCGAAUAUCGGAUGGAAAUUCUUCCUGGUGUUUAUUGCCAUCACAAUCGUUGGGAUUGUUUGGAUUUAUUUCGUCCUCCCCGAGGCAAGGGAAUUCCAAUGGAAGAGAUGGCGGACGUCUUUUCGCUGGGUGAUGAAGUUGCCAUCCACGCAGCGGAUAUCCAGAUCGACCAUGAGCACCACGAGAUUAAAGUCAACCUGCACGACGAGAAGGCUUCCACGGACCAUGUCCAGGAAGUACACAGAGAGAAAGAAGUAA
Cladophialophora immunda is the source of this 3042-nucleotide messenger RNA. RefSeq lists its product as uncharacterized. Bases 1 to 3042 code for a protein of 1013 amino acids. The transcript is spliced from 7 exons. Gene Ontology annotation, molecular function: transmembrane transporter activity. Gene Ontology annotation, biological process: transmembrane transport. Gene Ontology annotation, cellular component: membrane. NCBI's taxonomy places the organism in Eukaryota, Fungi, Ascomycota, Eurotiomycetes, Chaetothyriales, Herpotrichiellaceae. The record is from RefSeq and is a predicted model, not a curated record.